AUGUUCAGCACGGGUUUAGGCGAGGGGGAGAAAAAGGCGAGCACGCUGGCCCGGGAGGCAUUUUUCAUUGACUUCGCGCAGGCUGUGCGCGCCGAAUUUCCCUACAUGCCACUCCUUCUGACGGGCGGGUUUCGCUCACGCCGAGGGAUGCAGGCCGCCCUGAAAGAGGGGAGUUGUGAUCUGGUGGGGCUGGCAAGGCCGUCGGUGCUGGAUCCGUUGCUUCCGCGGACGGUGCUGCUGAAUCAGGAUGUUUUUGAUAAGGAUGCUGUGGCGUAUGUGAGGAGAGUACCCGGGAGUAACCUGGCAAAAAGAAUGGGGGUGAAGCUCAUUGGAGUGGGCCCGGAGAGGGACUGGUACACAGAGCGCCUCCAGCGGAUCGGCGCUAUCAAGGGCUCGAUCUUGGUCACUGGCACGGCCGUCACCCUCGGCACGGCGAUUGUCCGCAGCGUACUUCGCUGGCCCGACUUGGUCAAGAGCACCCACGGACUGUACGCCAUGGCGCAUGGAGCCGAGACUCGACUGCGGGGAUUCCUCGAGUCCAUCAAGCACAGCCAUGAGAUCCUGACGCUGGACUACACUAACCUCUCUGGUGUUCGCAGAGCAGCAGAAGAGAUCAAUCAACGGGUGGCUAUUGGAUCGUUGCUGCCGAUUCAAGCCUUAGUCCUCCACGAGAAAGACGAGGUGGUGCCCUUUCUUCUGAGUCUGCUCCUACUGCAGAGUAUCGGUCAGGAUCGCGGCCGAAUUAUUGUCGUCGGAAAUAGGAGUCGCCGGACGGAACACUGGGAGAGUUCCACUGCCAAGUUCGCUACAACUAAGCUCAGUGACACCAUGCUCUGGUGUGAAUUGUCCGCGCGUCUAGCGGUGGACCCUGCUCUGUCCAAUGUCUCGGUGGCAAUGGUGGACCAGGCCUGGGAGACGGCCAACUGGUUCGAACAGACGCUGCUGGCAAAGAUCCUGGUGUAG
This is a messenger RNA of Aspergillus affinis, 963 nucleotides long. RefSeq lists its product as uncharacterized. NCBI's taxonomy places the organism in Eukaryota, Fungi, Ascomycota, Eurotiomycetes, Eurotiales, Aspergillaceae. The transcript is spliced from 3 exons. The record is from RefSeq and is a predicted model, not a curated record. The coding region runs from base 1 to 963 and encodes 320 amino acids.